Molecule: messenger RNA, 844 nt
Organism: Lolium perenne
Lineage: Eukaryota; Viridiplantae; Streptophyta; Magnoliopsida; Poales; Poaceae
Product: protein FAR1-RELATED SEQUENCE 3-like
Biological process (GO): regulation of DNA-templated transcription
Molecular function (GO): zinc ion binding
Source: RefSeq, a predicted model, not a curated record
UAGUACAAGUUAAUGAAGAAACAGAAGACUAUUCUUGCAUCUGCUGCAAAUUUGAUAAAGAUGGUCUUCUUUGCUCACAUAUCCUCAAAGUGAUGUUGCAACUGCAGGUAAACAAGAUCCCAGAUAAGUACAUAAUAGACAGGUGGCGGAAAAGAGAAAGAAAACUUCUGAAACAUAUUGUUCCACCACUAAAUGAGGACAGCAUAGUUUUAAGAUUCAAUGUUCUUUCUAGAAUGUUAGGACACACGGCUUCAAAUGGUUCUAAGAACAAAAGAAAAUAUCAAUAUUUGCUACAAGAGAUACCAAGACUUGAGGCAGAAAUGGCCAAAAUGGACACAGACACAUAUGAUAUGUCAGCUAUGGGGCAGAACAGCUCAUCAAGAACAGUAGUCAAUCUGGAUCCUACAGGUGAAAGUGGAACGACAAUACAAUUACUUGACCCAAAUGUUGCUGAUACAAAGGGCCGCCCUAGAUUACUGACUAUAAAGGAAAGGAUUAAGCAAAAUAAGUUCUAUACCUGCAGCCAUUGUGGUUCUACUAAUCACACAAAGAAAAAAUGUGAUAAGUUGCAUUUGGUCUUCAAUUUGCCAAAGAAGAACAGAGGAAAGAAGAAGAAGAAAGAAAAUGAAGGUACACAAAAAGAAGGACAAGAAGCUGAAGCAGUCAAGUCCAGGGACAGAACUCAAGACUGAAAUAAGAGAAAGGAGACGACCGCUUCAAAAAGAAAUCAAAUCUGAUUGCGUAAAAAGAUGUAUUAGUAGAUGGCAGAGAAAAAGCCAAUAAUGUGUUUGUUCUUAUUUAUUGUAACAGAUAUUUGUAUAAAACAAAUCUAUUCAUGGCUGUA